AUGGCCAUCAUCACCGCUGUUAAGAGAGGUUUGCCAAAGUUAACCACAUCCGCUGCUUCAACAACCACCGCUACUUCAGUAGCAGCCGGUACUUCAACGACUGCUACUUCAGUCAGUUCUAUAACAUCUGUUGCCUCUUCUAAUUCUUCUGCCUCACUUUCAUCCACUUCAACAUCAUCUUCUAUCCUCUCUAGUAUUACUCCACCUUCCAAAAAUGGGAAUCCAUAUAUCAUAGGUACCAGCAGUGUGCCUAGUGGUACAGUUUUUAUUAUAGUGGGUGCCAUUGUGGGUGCAAUAUUUUUAGCAAUAUUAGUAUGGUGGACAAUGGUAACGUAUUCUUCACACAGGUUGACUAAAAGCGUUCAAGAUUAUGAGUCAAAAAUGUUCUCACCACAGAAUACUCAAUACUACGGCGACUCUCCAUACCAAGACUCUGCCAACGAUCAUUACCAAGAUGGUGUCCAUGAUUGUGAUGACAUUACUAGAGAUGAUUCCGUGAAAAUUGGGCUAAUUUCUCAGAAUGUGAACGAGAAGGUAACAUCACCGAUCGAUUUCGAAAGAUCUUUGUCUGGAUUAGUUUCAAAUUCGAACAGAAACUCCCUCUUUAUUUCGCCAACAGGUGAUAUUUUAAACAAGACAAGGCUAUCUAAGCUUUAUCAGGAAAGCCCUCGAUUGAUUCAAAAACCAUUCACAAUGACGAGUAACAGCGAAUCCUCAAAUUCUUUGGUUUCUACAGUCUCUUCAUCGUCUGUUUCGUCAUCUGAUAAUACCGAUGAGAAGAAAAUGGCGGAGGACAUAAAGAAACCCGCCAAAAUUGCAGUUUCGCCACAUCGGACACUACAGAGCUCACCAGGGAGUGAUAAUAGCUCUAAAAGCUCUCGCAGUAGGGGGAAUCUGUUAUCUGUGGAAGCUAGAAGAAAAGUUACACCCUCCACCUACCUAGAAGAUAUGUUAGAGGGUAAGGAAACAUAA
Molecule: messenger RNA, 972 nt
Organism: Saccharomyces eubayanus
Lineage: Eukaryota; Fungi; Ascomycota; Saccharomycetes; Saccharomycetales; Saccharomycetaceae
Gene: PRM5
Product: pheromone-regulated protein PRM5
Exons: 1
Coding region: 1-972 (323 amino acids)
Cellular component (GO): fungal-type vacuole; cellular bud neck
Source: RefSeq, a predicted model, not a curated record